UACUUUGGGCGUUAACCGGCAAAGCAUGCUGGGUGCUGAUCGCUCGGUCUACUUCGCUUGACACUCGUGGCUUGAGGAAGAUUCCAAAUUUGCAGGAUAAAAAUGGGAGUUGACGUCAAAACCGUCCAGCCAGGAGAUGGUAAGAGCUUUCCGAAAGCAGGGCAAACCGUUUCAGUUCACUACACCGGAACUUUGACGGAUGGGAAAAAAUUCGACUCAUCGAGGGAUCGGGGAAAGCCAUUCCAGUUCAAGCUAGGUGCAGGACAAGUUAUAAAAGGUUGGGACGAGGGUGUUGCACAGAUGAGUUUGGGACAAAAGGCCACUUUGACAUGCACUCCUGACUACGCUUAUGGACCCAAAGGCUACCCAGGAGUUAUCCCACCAAAUGCAACACUUAUCUUUGAUGUCGAAUUACUGAGCUUUAAAUAGGUCCCGACCUUUGCAGGCCUGUGUGUUAAUCAAAAAUAGUCUUUUUUUACCGAGCAAGUGAUCAUUCAGUCAUUGUUAGUUAACUGCUCUAUUUAUUAAGUGGCUGGUAAUAGUAGGUGAUGUCACUGCAUCAUGGCAAAUAUUGGCUAACUAGUAAAAAUGGUUCAUACAUUACUGAACUAAACAGUAGUCUGAUUUGUAUCAGAAUCAGUUUUCUAUACUUAACAUGAGUGUAAACUAUAUCUACAUGUGUACCUCUACUAAAUUACCUCAUUUUGCAAAUAAAAAAUUGAGAUUUAA
This is a messenger RNA of Nematostella vectensis (starlet sea anemone), 729 nucleotides long. Its product is annotated as peptidyl-prolyl cis-trans isomerase FKBP1A. Lineage: Eukaryota; Metazoa; Cnidaria; Anthozoa; Actiniaria; Edwardsiidae. The record is from RefSeq and is a predicted model, not a curated record. Bases 103 to 429 code for a protein of 108 amino acids. Gene Ontology annotation, molecular function: peptidyl-prolyl cis-trans isomerase activity. The transcript is spliced from 6 exons.